AGCAGGGGGCAGCGAGCGGAGCGGGGGGGGCAGCCCGGGGGGCACGGGGGCCGCUGGCCGAGGGGAGCCGGAGCGCCCGGAGCUGUCUCCGCGGGACGGGGGCCCCGAGCCCCGGCGAGCCCCCCCUCGGGGGUCACCCCUCCUAAGAGCACCCCCUUCUCCUUCCCCAGGCAUCGAGGAGAAAGUGUGUCCUCGCCGACCACCACACCUGAGAGCAGCCCGCGCCGGGCCCGAGGUGACGAUGGCGGCCGAGGGGCUGUGGGGGCCGGGCGGCCCCCCCGGCUGGGAGCUGGACGGCUGGUACGAGGACCUGCAGGAGGUGCGGGCGGCGGACCCCCCCGGGCCCGCCCCCGCCUGGGGGCCCGAGCAGGUGGAGCCGGGCCCGGGGGGCUGCGGGCUGGACCUGGCUCUGGCCGAGGAGCUGCUGCAGCUGCUGGGGCCCGAGGGAGCGGCUCCGGCGGAGCCCCCGGCCGCGACCCCCGGCGGGAGCGGGCCGGGCCCCGCCGAGGAGGCGGAAGAGGAAGAGGAGAAGGCGCGGGGGACGCGGAGGAAGCGGCGCGGCGGCGCCGGGGCUCCGCGGCAGCGGGACGGGGAGCGGCGGGUGCGGGAGCUGACGGCGCACAACGAGCGGCUCCGCGCCGAGAUCCAGCGGCUCAGCAGCGAGGUGCAGCGCACCCGGGCCGCGCUCAUCGACCGCAUCGUCAACCUGCGCCAGGUGUAGCCCCUGCCGGGACACGGACUCUGCUGCCCGCCGGAGCGCGGGGACAGCCCUAUGGACAGAUGGACACUGGGACAGACAAGUGGAUGCAGCUGCUCCACGCCGUUGUACAGCUCUUUGUCAUUUAUUACACGCGUCCGACCACAA
This is a messenger RNA of Onychostruthus taczanowskii (white-rumped snowfinch), 865 nucleotides long. It is a transcript of the gene DDIT3, whose product is annotated as DNA damage inducible transcript 3. The record is from RefSeq and is a predicted model, not a curated record. Gene Ontology annotation, biological process: intrinsic apoptotic signaling pathway in response to endoplasmic reticulum stress; ER overload response; positive regulation of intrinsic apoptotic signaling pathway. Gene Ontology annotation, cellular component: CHOP-ATF3 complex; cytoplasm; CHOP-C/EBP complex. Gene Ontology annotation, molecular function: DNA-binding transcription activator activity, RNA polymerase II-specific; RNA polymerase II cis-regulatory region sequence-specific DNA binding; transcription factor binding. Bases 242 to 721 code for a protein of 159 amino acids. The transcript has 3 exons. Lineage: Eukaryota; Metazoa; Chordata; Aves; Passeriformes; Passeridae.